AGAAGAGCGAACGUCGGUCUCGCGCGGAAUUCGUCUUCGUCGCUUUUUCAUUGUUCGCGGGAAACUGAGCAUUUCUGAAUGAAACACCUAUCCGGCAGGAGCUAUGACUCUUUUUCACCAUGUUGUUGAUCGAGGCGUUAUUAAAAGGAGAUGUAAUGGUCAGCGUCGACACUACCCGCUGUCCUCUCUGCUGGACGGGUACCAGUGCGCUCGACAGGACGAGCACAUUUCAUACGGAGCCUCGGCUGCUGCUGUGCCACCCUUUGGAUGCACAUUUUCCUCUGCUCCUGGUCAGCAGAACAGCCUUGGUGUUGCAAAUGAGGAAGGGAUUGUGACCAUCUUCACUACUGGAGAAAAACAGAGCUCUGUGCUGAAAGAGUGGCAGGCACAUGAUAAUGCAGUUUUUGAUAUUGCUUGGGUUCCUGGUGCAAACAGCUUGGUAACCGCGUCUGGCGACCAAACGGCCCGUCUGUGGGAUGUUAUUACUGGUGACCUGCUAGGAACAUUUAAAGGACAUCAGUGCAGUCUUAAAUCAGUGGCUUUUUCCAAGCAAGAGAGAGCUGUUUUUAGCACUGGAGGCAGAGAUGGGAACAUAAUGAUUUGGGACACGAGAUGCAGUAAAAAAGAUGGUUUCUACAGGCAGGUAAAACAGAUCAGUGGUGCCCAUAUGAAACCUGAAAAAUACACGCCUCAAACGAAGAAAAGGCGUGGGAUGGCGCCCCCUGUGGACUCCCAGCAGGGUGUGACGGUGGUUUUGUUCUGCGACGAGAACAAACUCAUCUCCUCAGGAGCAGUAGAUGGGAUCAUUAAAAUGUGGGAUUUGCGGAAGAACUACACUGCAUACUACCACAACCCCCUCCCUCUACAGGCCUAUCCUUACCCGGGCUCCUGCACACGCAAACUUGGUUAUUCUGGUCUGUCACUGGACUCCACUGGCUCCAGACUGUUCUCCAACUGCACAGAUGACAAUAUCUACAUGUUCAACAUCAGUGGUUUGAAAACAACUCCAGUUGCUGUGUUCAGUGGUCACAGUAACUCCUCAUUUUAUGUGAAGUCCAGUGUCAGCCCAGAUGACCAGUUCCUGGCCAGUGGUUCAAGUGACCAUCAUGCUUAUAUAUGGAAGAUUUCAGACCCGAAACAAGCUCCCAUGAUGCUUCAAGGCCAUAGUCAGGAAGUCACAUCAGUGGCCUGGUGCCCCACCGAUUUCACCAAGAUUGCUUCCUGCUCUGAUGACAACACUGUUAGGAUCUGGCGCUUGAAUCGCAGACCAGACGGAGAAAACUCAUCGAACCGAGAUCCAAACCUCGUAGGCUGGACACUUCGUAAAAUCCAGUCACCACCCAGAGCACCUGGCCCUUACAGCCCUGUUGAAGUCACUCCAGCCAAAGGUCCCGGAUCUGAGAGGGCCGUCUCUCUGGCUUCACCCCAGCCUGCUGCUUGCGCCCCUACGGGUGCUGAUUUGCCUCUGCCAUCAAACACAUCUGCACCUUCGGCUAAGGUCAGCAGCCCCAGAAUGCCCUCGUCCAUCCAGCAGUGGAUCAGCCGUGGUACAUCUCCUCUUCAUAAGGUGCUCACACCUGUCCUCCAGGGCCCUUCCUCUGAACGCCGCGCAAAGCGGAGACUGGAAACAGGUGAUGGGUCUGGUUUGGGAGAGGAGAGUGACGGGGUGUCUGAACUGUAUCCCGACGUAAAGAGGAGCAGGAUUUCAGUAAGCACACAGAACGAGAAAGGUGAUCUAUUCAGUUUGCAAACAGAGGAGAGGCUCAGCUCGGCUGGACAAGCUGGCACUGGCAAAGAGAACAGCUCUCCGAGGACGACUGAUUGGCUUUCUGUGAUCAGCCAGAGAUUUAAAGGAUCAGCUCAACCAAAAAGCCCCAAUGGCAGCAGCAAACGGCACGAUGCAAGAACACACAGCUCUCCAGUAGCAGUCUCUCCAUGUCCAGUAAGAGUCAUCUCUCCACCGCCAACCAAGAAAGCAUCACCAUCCAGACCCAUGAAAAAAAUCUCUUGCUACUUUGUGAAAAGAACCCAAGACUGAUCAAUGUUUGGCGAGAGAUUGGUGUCUGUCUCAUUAUGACACAUCUAUGGGUUAAGUUCAGGUCCAGUUUUUUGAGACCAAGCUUAUGUAUUUAUGUAUGUGGUGUGUGUGUGUGUGUGUAUAUAUGUAUUUUUUUUUAUCAAAUUGUUUUUAAAUAUGUAUAAGUUUCAAAAAGGGUCAUAUUGAUGAUCGUUUUGGUAAACGCUACAAAAGUCAUUCGACAACGCAAUUAAACUCUACAAGUUUUCUGAA
This is a messenger RNA of Cyprinus carpio (common carp), 2290 nucleotides long. It is a transcript of the gene dtl, whose product is annotated as denticleless E3 ubiquitin protein ligase adapter. Gene Ontology annotation, molecular function: protein-macromolecule adaptor activity; protein binding. The record is from RefSeq and is a predicted model, not a curated record. Gene Ontology annotation, cellular component: nucleus. Lineage: Eukaryota; Metazoa; Chordata; Actinopteri; Cypriniformes; Cyprinidae. Gene Ontology annotation, biological process: proteasome-mediated ubiquitin-dependent protein catabolic process; mitotic G2 DNA damage checkpoint signaling.